Messenger RNA from Ictidomys tridecemlineatus (thirteen-lined ground squirrel), 3341 nucleotides. It is a transcript of the gene Grm1, whose product is annotated as glutamate metabotropic receptor 1. Gene Ontology annotation, cellular component: membrane. Gene Ontology annotation, molecular function: G protein-coupled receptor activity. NCBI's taxonomy places the organism in Eukaryota, Metazoa, Chordata, Mammalia, Rodentia, Sciuridae. Gene Ontology annotation, biological process: G protein-coupled receptor signaling pathway. The record is from RefSeq and is a predicted model, not a curated record.
CCCUUGCGGUAAAAUAGUGCUGAAGAAAGAGGGCACUAGUGUACAGCCCAGAUCGCAUCCUUGCACCGUCUGGAUUAGAGCUGAGGCGUCUGCGAACCGAGGGCGGCUGGGGUCCUCUGACCUAGGGAACACAGCUCUUUGUACCCUGACUCAGCAGCGUCCAGUUCACCGCCGCCAACACGACUCCCACUUGUACCCUUGAUCAAUUUACCUUGAUGCACCGGUGAAGGACGGGGACUUGAAUUCCCUCUAAAAACGCCUGCAGGGUGUGGGGGCGGUCGUGGAGGACCAGGAAGAGGAGGUGGAGGGGAAAGAGGAGGUGGAGGAGGCGGCCAAGGCGUUGGACCAGCAGUGUUGGCGAGGGGGACCAAGCCGCGAGAGGCAGCGUCUGGCGUCUCAGUGGUGCGCUCCCAGAGCCUGCAGGCGGGACCAGCGUGGGAACGCUGCUGGCCGGCGGUGUACCGCGUCCUCACCACCAUGGUCCGGCUCCUCUUGGUUUUCUUCCCAGCGAUCUUUUUGGAGAUGUUCCUUCUCCCCAAGAACCCCGGCAGACAAGUGUUGCUGGCGGGAGCCUCAUCGCAGCGCUCUGUGGCCAGAAUGGACGGAGAUGUCAUUAUUGGAGCCCUCUUUUCAGUCCAUCACCAGCCCCCCGCCGAGAAGGUGCCCGAAAGGAAGUGUGGGGAGAUCAGGGAGCAGUAUGGCAUCCAGAGGGUGGAGGCCAUGUUCCACACAUUGGAUAAGAUCAACGCGGACCCCGUCCUCCUGCCCAACAUCACCCUGGGCAGUGAGAUCAGGGACUCCUGCUGGCACUCUUCCGUGGCUCUGGAACAAAGCAUCGAGUUCAUCAGGGACUCUCUGAUUUCCAUUCGAGAUGAGAAGGAUGGGCUCAACCGGUGCCUGCCUGACGGCCAGACCCUCCCCCCAGGCAGGACUAAAAAGCCUAUUGCUGGAGUGAUCGGCCCGGGUUCCAGCUCAGUAGCCAUUCAAGUCCAGAACCUGCUCCAGCUGUUCGACAUUCCCCAGAUCGCCUAUUCUGCCACAAGCAUCGACCUGAGUGACAAAACUUUGUACAAAUACUUCCUGAGGGUUGUCCCUUCUGACACUUUGCAGGCAAGGGCGAUGCUUGACAUAGUCAAGCGUUACAAUUGGACCUAUGUUUCUGCCGUCCACACGGAAGGAAAUUACGGGGAGAGUGGAAUGGAUGCUUUCAAAGAGUUGGCUGCCCAGGAAGGCCUCUGCAUCGCCCAUUCAGACAAAAUCUACAGCAAUGCUGGCGAGAAGAGCUUUGACCGACUCUUGCGUAAGCUCCGAGAGCGGCUUCCCAAGGCCAGAGUGGUGGUGUGCUUCUGCGAGGGCAUGACUGUGCGAGGACUCCUAAGCGCCAUGCGGCGCCUCGGUGUUGUGGGCGAGUUCUCACUUAUUGGGAGUGAUGGAUGGGCAGACAGAGAUGAAGUCAUUGAAGGUUAUGAGGUGGAAGCCAACGGGGGAAUCACGAUAAAGCUGCAGUCUCCGGAGGUCAGGUCAUUUGAUGAUUAUUUCCUGAAACUGAGGCUGGACACUAAUACGAGGAAUCCCUGGUUCCCUGAAUUCUGGCAACAUCGGUUCCAGUGCCGCCUACCAGGACACCUUCUGGAAAAUCCCAACUUUAAAAGAAUCUGCACAGGCAAUGAAAGCUUAGAAGAAAACUAUGUCCAGGACAGCAAGAUGGGGUUUGUCAUCAACGCCAUCUAUGCCAUGGCACAUGGGCUACAGAACAUGCACCAUGCCCUCUGCCCUGGCCACGUGGGACUCUGCGAUGCCAUGAAGCCCAUUGACGGCAGGAAACUCCUGGACUUCCUCAUCAAGUCCUCAUUCAUCGGCGUGUCUGGAGAGGAGGUGUGGUUUGAUGAGAAGGGAGAUGCUCCCGGAAGGUAUGAUAUCAUGAAUCUGCAGUACACUGAAGCUAAUCGCUAUGACUAUGUACAUGUUGGAACCUGGCAUGAAGGAGUGCUGAACAUAGAUGAUUACAAAAUCCAGAUGAAUAAGAGUGGAAUGGUACGGUCUGUGUGCAGUGAGCCUUGCUUAAAGGGUCAGAUAAAGGUCAUACGGAAAGGAGAAGUGAGCUGCUGCUGGAUUUGCACAGCCUGCAAGGAGAAUGAAUACGUGCAAGAUGAGUUUACCUGCAAAGCCUGUGACCUGGGGUGGUGGCCCAAUACAGAUCUAACAGGCUGUGAGCCCAUUCCUGUUCACUAUCUUGAGUGGAGCAACAUAGAAUCCAUCAUAGCCAUCGUCUUUUCUUGCCUGGGCAUCCUCGUUACUCUGUUUGUCACUCUCAUCUUUGUGCUGUACCGAGACACACCCGUGGUCAAAUCCUCCAGUCGGGAGCUCUGCUACAUCAUCCUAGCUGGCAUCUUCCUGGGUUACGUGUGCCCUUUCACUCUCAUUGCCAAACCUACUACCACAUCCUGCUACCUCCAGCGGCUCCUGGUUGGCCUCUCCUCUGCCAUGUGCUACUCUGCUUUAGUGACCAAAACCAAUCGCAUUGCACGCAUCCUUGCUGGCAGCAAAAAGAAGAUCUGUACCCGCAAGCCCAGGUUCAUGAGUGCCUGGGCCCAAGUGAUCAUUGCCUCAAUUUUGAUUAGUGUGCAACUAACACUGGUGGUAACCUUGAUCAUCAUGGAGCCUCCCAUGCCCAUUUUGUCCUACCCAAGUAUCAAGGAAGUCUACCUUAUCUGCAAUACCAGCAAUCUGGGUGUGGUGGCUCCUGUGGGCUACAACGGACUCCUCAUCAUGAGCUGUACCUACUAUGCCUUCAAGACCCGGAACGUGCCCGCCAACUUCAAUGAGGCCAAAUACAUCGCCUUCACCAUGUACACCACCUGCAUCAUCUGGCUGGCUUUUGUGCCCAUUUACUUUGGGAGCAACUACAAGAUCAUCACUACCUGCUUUGCAGUGAGCCUCAGUGUAACAGUGGCCCUGGGGUGCAUGUUCACUCCCAAGAUGUACAUCAUCAUUGCCAAACCCGAGAGGAAUGUCCGCAGUGCCUUCACCACCUCUGAUGUGGUCCGCAUGCAUGUGGGCGAUGGCAAGCUGCCCUGCCGCUCCAACACGUUCCUCAACAUUUUCCGAAGAAAGAAGCCAGGGGCAGGGAAUGCCAAGAAGAGGCAGCCAGAAUUCUCGCCCACCAGCCAAUGUCCGUCGGCACAUGUGCAGCUUUGAAAACCCCCACACUGCAGUGAAUGUUUCUAAUGGCAAGUCUGUGUCAUGGUCUGAACCAGGUGGAAGACAGGUGCCCAAGGGACAGCACAUGUGGCACCGCCUCUCUGUGCACGUGAAGACCAAUGAGAUGGCCUGCAACCAAA